Amphiprion ocellaris (clown anemonefish) is the source of this 1429-nucleotide messenger RNA. RefSeq names its product migration and invasion inhibitory protein (gene miip). Gene Ontology annotation, biological process: negative regulation of cell migration; negative regulation of G2/M transition of mitotic cell cycle. Lineage: Eukaryota; Metazoa; Chordata; Actinopteri; Pomacentridae. The record is from RefSeq and is a predicted model, not a curated record. Bases 137 to 1285 code for a protein of 382 amino acids. The transcript is spliced from 9 exons.
UCACUGUUGUCAACGCGUUGUUAUGGAGCUGCGGAAGGCUGUUGUUUAAAAACACCGAAGGACCUCAAACUUCCUGGGUUUGUUUCGUUCUCAGUUUGAUAAAAGUGACUUUAACUCGUUUAGUUUGUAUUUUAAAAUGUCCGUAGAUCGACUGGACGUUUUGAGAGAGCGUAACAAACAUUUACUGGCCCAGCUGAGGCAGCAGAGAGACAAGCUGGAGCUGCAGGGCGGCCGCAGCGAGAGCCGCAAGAGGGAGAGAGAGGACGAGGGAGAAAUGGUGACUCUGACCGGUGGAGACAGACGUCCUGCCCGUGCAGCUCUGUCCACACCCUCCGUGAGAUUUGCAGAUAUUUGUGAGACACAAACGGACAUCCGCCAGACUAUUUCCACACCGUCUUUGACAUCAAAACACAGAGGAGGAACUGCUGAACGUACAACAUCCUCAGACCUCUUUAGAGCCGCCAGCCAAAGACAUCCUCAACUUCACAACAAAUUACAUGACAUGGAGACGGAGGCGCAGAAUCGAGUUAUAUUUCAAUCUGAUGAACAUGAAGACAUUCCUGCCUCAGACAGGCACAGUUUGCAGCCCUUACUUGGAUAUGACUGGAUAGCAGGAGUCCUGGAUGCUGAGGACUCUUUGGUUGAUCGCUCUGACGAGUUCUUCAAUGAUCUGCACAUGUUUCGAUCGCUGAAUAGAGAAGAAUGUGUCUACAGUGGACCAGCAGAAUUUUCUGAGGAGAACCCUCCAGUCUCACCACUAUUAACACACAAGGCCAACCCCGAGGUUAAUGUAGACAGUCAUCAAUGUACGUUCUCUUACAGGAUUAACAGCCGACUGUUCCCCGUCCCGAUUCACUCUCAGGAGUGCUGUCCUGUUUGUAAAAAGCACAAAUCCUCCCACCCUCACACAGCUGCUGAACCAGCUCUAAUCAGGGUCAGCAUUCCUCGCACCAACCUCUUGCCACCUUACAAGUACAAAGCUCACCGGCGAUGCAGCUUCGACCCUUCUGAUAGCUUGGGGCUACCAUCGCACUGUCUCUCAGGCUGGUCAAACACAGGUCAGAGCACUCUGCCACCACCAAGCAGUCUCGAUCUGCGGAGCAGCCUUAAUAUAAAGAACUCUACUGGGUUACUGAAUCAAGAACUGGAGGAUCUGUCUGCGCUGAAAGUAUCUGGUAACCGUAACCUUGACCAGAUCUCAGAUGUCUCUCGUUUGGCUCGUCACAACUUUCAACACUUCUCGCCAAAAAGAAAACCGAGAAGCACAUCCCAGCCCGGGUGCUGACAAACCAUCAGUCUAUUUUUAAAUGAUCGCUGUAGUCCCAUUAGACACCAGAAGGUAUAGAAUGAAAAUCUGCAGUUUAUGUUGUAUAUGUGUUAAUGUGUAUAAAAAAAUAAUGAUUUAAUAAAGUUUGAAUAAUUCACACAA